AUGGACUACAACUUCACAGAGAACACGAUGGUAGUAGGUAUCCUGCAGGCCUGUGAUCUCCCUGCCAUGGACGUUGGGGGAAGUUCAGACCCGUAUGUUAAACUCUACCUUUUGCCAGACAAGAAGAGGAAGUUUGAGACUAAAGUCCACAGGAAGACACUCAACCCAACCUUCAAUGAGACUUUCACCUUCAAGGUACCGUACAAUGAACUUGGAGGCAGGACUCUGGUGAUGACAGUGUAUGACUUUGACCGUUUCUCUAAACACGACGCGAUUGGAGCGCUACGAGUACCAAUGAGCAGCCUGGACUUCAGUCAGAUGACACAGGAGUGGCGGGAACUGAAGAAGGCAGAGAAAGAGGAGUCAGAGCGUCUGGGUGAUAUCUGUCUUUCUCUGAGGUACGUUCCUACAGCAGGGAAACUAAGCAUUGUUGUCCUCGAGGCCAAAAACCUAAAGAAGAUGGACGUAGGAGGACUAUCAGACCCCUAUGUAAAGAUACACCUUCUGCAGAAUGGAAAGAGACUGAAGAAGAAGAAAACCAGCAUCAAGAAGAACACUCUCAACCCUUACUACAAUGAGUCCUUCAGCUUCGAGGUGCCUUUCGAACAGAUACAGAAGGUGCAGGUAGCAGUGACAGUGUUGGACUAUGAUAAGAUUGGGAAGAAUGACGCUAUCGGGAAGGUUUUCCUAGGCGGAGCCAGCAGCGGCACAGAGCUCCGUCAUUGGUCAGACAUGCUGGCCAACCCCCGCCGGCCCAUUGCUCAAUGGCACGGCCUCAAAGCAGAGGAUGAAGUCAACGCUGAGCUGGCUGCCAGGAAGUGA
Messenger RNA from Salmo salar (Atlantic salmon), 822 nucleotides. The record is from RefSeq and is a predicted model, not a curated record. NCBI's taxonomy places the organism in Eukaryota, Metazoa, Chordata, Actinopteri, Salmoniformes, Salmonidae.